GUUGUCGGCCAUGCCGAUAUCAUCGAUGUAGUGAAGAUUAAAUAUUUUCACCGCUAGAGUUUAUAAAAGCUUCUCGGUGUAUUUUUAUGGGGUAAUUCCUGCAUAAGUGCCUAUCCAGUUUACCGAUGUAGUUCCUUCCUAGUGCAUAUAAAGCUGUCAUAUUCCAUCCAACCAAACACCAUCGCCCCAAGGCAUCCUCCUAAUUAAUCCUGAUCAUCAAGUAUACGUCAUCUCAAACGUAUCCCCACAACCUACAUCAUGCCUAUGGUCACUGCGGCCACUGGUCUUCGACGCACCCUCGAAGACCCUAACUCCUUCAUUGUCGCCCCCGGUGUAUAUGAUGGUCUGUCUGCACGGAUUGCGCUUUCCGUUGGCUUCGACGCUCUGUACAUGACUGGCGCUGGUACCGCCGCCUCCGUGCAUGGGCAAGCCGACCUGGGAAUCUGCACCCUGAACGACAUGCGCGCCAAUGCCGAAAUGCUCUCCAAUCUUUCACCUGUCACGCCCGUCAUCGCGGAUGCAGAUACUGGUUACGGCGGUCCGAUCAUGGUUGCCCGCACGACGGAACAGUACUCGCGCUCGGGUGUCGCAGCCUUCCACAUCGAAGACCAGGUGCAGACGAAGCGCUGUGGGCAUCUAGGAGGGAAGAUCCUUGUUGACAAGGAUACAUAUGUGGCACGGAUUCGUGCUGCGGUGCAGGCACGCCAGCGCAUCGGCAGUGAUAUUGUAGUGAUUGCACGCACAGACUCCCUACAGACGCACGGCUAUGAAGAGAGUGUGGAACGACUACGCGCAGCACGGGACGCGGGCGCAGACGUAGGCUUCCUUGAAGGAAUCACGUCCAAGGAAAUGGCCCGACAGGUGAUCAAGGAGCUGGCUCCAUGGCCCCUGUUGCUGAACAUGGUUGAGCAUGGGGCGACUCCGUCUAUCUCAGCAGCUGAGGCUAAGGAGAUGGGAUUCCGUAUCAUCAUCUUCCCAUUUGCUGCUCUGGGACCAGCCUGUGCGGCUAUUCGUGAAGCUAUGGAGAAGCUGAAGGCCGAUGGUAUCCCUGGCUUGUCGAAGGAGAUGACUCCGCAGAUGUUGUUCCGGGUCUGUGGGCUCGAUGAGAGUAUCAAAGUUGAUGCACAAGCUGGAGGAGCGGCAUUUCAAGGGGGCGUUGAUCUGCAAUAGACUCAAGCCGUACUAUAGGGGGGGAUUAAUGAGUGCCAGCUGUCAUAUUAUGCAUGAGUAACGGUCAUAAUUAAUCUUCUGUAAAACAAGUCAUCAAACAAGUGAGCUCUGGCUGCUUCCCCUAUUCAACGACUAGAGUUCAGUCCAGAGUCUUUAUAUCCUGAAUGCCCACCAAGGUUCAUAUAAACUUCCUCUGGGGUUAACAUGCACAGACUAAUUGUACUGGGGCUUAUUUUGC
Aspergillus alliaceus is the source of this 1408-nucleotide messenger RNA. Its product is annotated as isocitrate lyase/PEP mutase family protein. The record is from RefSeq and is a predicted model, not a curated record. NCBI's taxonomy places the organism in Eukaryota, Fungi, Ascomycota, Eurotiomycetes, Eurotiales, Aspergillaceae. The transcript is spliced from 2 exons. Gene Ontology annotation, molecular function: catalytic activity. Bases 259 to 1170 code for a protein of 303 amino acids.